This is a messenger RNA of Rotaria socialis, 1014 nucleotides long. The record is from the annotation of a GenBank genome assembly. NCBI's taxonomy places the organism in Eukaryota, Metazoa, Rotifera, Eurotatoria, Philodinida, Philodinidae.
AUGCCAAGUCCACAAGAAUUAAUGCUUGUUCCAUCUGUCGCUUUUCGCUAUCAUUCACCUACAUUGGCAUCAACAGUGCCUGCUCAACCUUCAGAUGAUUGGAUACUUUAUGCUCAAGGUUGGCUUUUCUCAGAAAAUCGCUUUCGUGCAGCACUGGCCGAAGCGGCACUUUUAACAGCGGUCGACGAUAUAGAUGAACAACGUGUAGCUUCUUUUACAGCAAGUGGUAGACGGUACAUACCAUUAUGCAUUCGUGGUUUAAAACAUGAAAUGUGUGCAAAAACCGAUAAACAGGGCUUAAUUGGAAAACAGUUUCAAGUAUCAAAUGAUGAUAUUGAACAAUUUCGCAUUUCGGGUGGUAGUGGAGGAAGAGUAGAAUAUUCUGUAUCCACAUAUGAUAACAAAACUCAUGCAAAAGGCGAAGUCUUUCUGUGUGAUGAUAAUGGAAUAUCAGUAAUUAGUGAUAUCGAUGAUACAAUUAAAAUUACUGGAGUAUCAAAAAUUAGUACUGUACUUCGCAAUACGUUUUCUGGAGAAUUCAAAGCAGUACCUGGCAUGUCGGAACGCUAUCGUCAUUAUGAAUUAAUUUAUAAUGCAACAUUUCAUUAUUUAACGGCUUCGCCUGAUCAAUUCUAUCCAUUUUUACGUGAGUUUUUCGAACGUGAUCGAUUUCCAUUAGGUUCAUAUCACAUGCGACAUUUUACAUGGUUUGAUUCGAAUUUCUUUAAAUUUUUUGCAUCAAAAUCAUUCAUUCGACAAAAAACAAAAAUUUUAAACAUGUUUUUUCAACAAACCCGAAAAAGAAAUUUUAUAUUAAUUGGUGAUGCUUUUCAAAAAGAUCCAGAGAUUUAUGCAAAUAUUUAUCAAAACUAUCCUGAAAGAAUUUUAAAAGUAUUUAUACGUACACCAGAGAAAAGUAUUGGUAAUCGACUAGAACAAGUUUUUGAACAUAUUCCAAAACAUAAAUGGGCUACUUUUGUUGAUGGUUAUGAUUUACCUGAAACAAUUUUUUAA